Messenger RNA from Cladocopium goreaui, 1584 nucleotides. The record is from the annotation of a GenBank genome assembly. Lineage: Eukaryota; Dinophyceae; Suessiales; Symbiodiniaceae.
AUGCCCGGGCAGACGGCGAUGGUGACCUACAUUGUCUUUGGCAUCUUCAUCUACAACCAGGGCUAUUUGGACUACGAGCCAUCACGAGGAGCGGUUGCAACGCAUGUGCACGGAAACUUCGUGGCGGUGAGCAGUGGAAGACCCAAAGUGCGCUACUUUACUGCUGAGGAGAUCACGACGCCCGGCCUGGAGAAUGGCAACGUCUUUGUAACGACACGACAGUCAUUGACGCAUCAGAAGCGUGGUGUUUGCGAGGACAAAGACAUGCCCUGCGAGAACGAUGAGGACUGCCACGCGCAAGUUGAUGGCAAGUGCUCAGAGAAAGGCUUCUGCGUCGAACCCUCCUGGUGUGCAGUGGAGGAGGAGACGAUGGUCAGUUCCUUUUCAGUGGAAGAUGCAACAAGGAAAGGACCCCCACAAUGCAGGCCAAUCUGCGUGCCAUUCUUUUUGGUGACGGUGCUAUAUGUGCAGUUGCUACAUGGGCUGGCCACUUUGCUCUUGCUGCUGGGCAUCCAGGUGCCACCGGACAAGACGGGGGUACACCUCCUUGGCCUUGUGGGUACAAGUUUCGCCACGACAUCGAGGUCGCACCCUGUGAUGGACGACACAUCGGCUCCAGUCAUGUUCCUCUCCAAUCACAGGAGUUGGGGCGACUUUGUGGUCGAUUGCACAUUGCUUGGAAGUCCUUCCUUCAUCUCCCGAACCUUGGUGGCGCUGGGCAUCCCUUUCACGGCUGCAUAUGGCUUCCUGCGCGGAUGGAUUUGGUUCUUCCAGCGAGGGAAGAAGCGUGCCGGAGGAACGGUGGAAUGGACCGCCAGGUUCUGGGCGGAAAGCCAUGACAUGUACAGCGGAAAAGGAGUAGUUAUGUAUCCUGAAGGCACACGCUCGCUGAGUCCAGAGGGCCUCCCUUUGAAGCCUGGUGGCCUUGUUUCAGUGCAUCGACUAGGAUGGCCCGUGCAGAUUGUCAUCACCACGAACAAAGAGUUCGUCAUGGCAGAGAAAGUCUGCGUCGUUGGCUGUGGAACGAAAUGUGUGUCUUCAGUUUCAGCACCAGUCUACCCUUCUCAGCAGGAAAACCCUGAUGAGUUUAUUCAGAGGGUCCAGGAGGUGUGGAAUGCCACGUGGAAAGAUGCCUACAGUUCAGCUGGUGUUGAGAGACCUUCUCCACAGCUUCCGGGCGUGCAGGAUCAGCAGAUUACCUUCAGUUUCGCAGGCCCCCUGAAAUUGCAGAUAGCACGAGUCCUCGCGGUGCUCUUAGUGGAUGCAGAUGAGACCUACGAAUUGGAUGCUGUGGCAGACCUGGCCAUUUGGGUGAAGAGCUCGAUCCAGUUUGUAGGCAUGGCUCCUGCGAAGAUUUGGUCCACUGAGACAGACCAUGCGUAUCCAGAACCUGGGUACAAUCUCUUCACUGUUCGAGACUUGCUCCUGCUCUGUGAGCCAACGCCUGUGCGGUUUGAGGAGAUUUCCAAGUUGGGAGCUGCCAUCGAGGUGCAGUUCUUGUGGAACUGCCACAUAAACAAUGACAAAUGCAAGCCUGAAGUCAAGGUGCGUCGUUUGGACACUUUGUUUGAUGAAGCACAGUGA